Messenger RNA from Papilio polytes (common Mormon), 462 nucleotides. Its product is annotated as E3 ubiquitin-protein ligase RKP-like. Gene Ontology annotation, molecular function: ubiquitin-protein transferase activity; protein binding. Gene Ontology annotation, cellular component: cytoplasm. The transcript is spliced from 3 exons. Bases 100 to 462 code for a protein of 120 amino acids. NCBI's taxonomy places the organism in Eukaryota, Metazoa, Arthropoda, Insecta, Lepidoptera, Papilionidae. The record is from RefSeq and is a predicted model, not a curated record.
GGGCGUUUAGUGCUGGUUGGUGACGAAAGGGUUAGCGUGCAAGGUCUGUCAAGUUUCGCUACCAUCAGAGGGACUGCCUGUGUAUAUUCAGGUAGAUGGAUGUAUGAAGCUCAACUUGGCACUAAAGGAAUUAUGCAGAUCGGUUGGUGUACCGCUGGUUGCACAUUUUCAAUGGACACCGGUGUUGGUGAUACGGUCAAUUCCUACGCGUAUGACGGUGGCAGGGUGCGACGAUGGAAUGUGGCUACUUCACCAUACGGGCAGUCAUGGCUGCCCGGUGACGUCAUCGGAUCCUGUCUCGAUCUAGAUAAGGGAACUUUAGAGUUUUAUAGGAACGGCGUGACUAUGGGCGUUGCAUUUGACAACGUGUCUCACGGCACGGGGGUGGCUUACUUCCCGGCUGUUUCUCUCGCAAUGCAGGAACACCUUUAUGCAAACUUUGGACAUGUGCCUUUUGUGUAA